AUGCCAGAGAGACGUCUAUCGCGUCUGCUAAAGGCAAAACUGCUUCGACGAUCAUCGACACCGGCGGUUCCAAAAGCGGGCAACGGGGCGGACCCGCGUGUCCACCCAAACUCAACCUCUCGCAACUCCAACUCUCGCGCUUCGCAACCCCUCGACUCUGCCAGCGAGAAGUCCCUGUACAACGUCGUUUCUUCGCCUGCCGAGCCCUCCUUUGACGAGCCCAGCCCCGGCUCUGCUCCCGACCGCCAGGGAGGCGCGCUCAAGCCUCGGCACCCGGACGAGUCUUAUCCUUCCUCUCCAUCGAGCCAGCUUCAUCACCAGCGCGACGAUCGCACCGGUACUUCGCCACCGACCGAGUCUAAUCUAUCGCCGCUGCAUACUCCCCUCACUGAAGAGGCUCCUUCUCCUAGCUCGACUCCACUCCAGACACCACAGCAUUCCGACGACAACUCCUUUCAGUCUGCCAACGCCAAGCUUCGAGCGGCGACUCCGAGCGACCCUCCAUUGACACCGGCAUUAGAAACCGUCGUCGAGCGAGCUUUGGAGAUCAGUCAAUCGCCGUCAUCCGCGUUUCUUCCUCCCUCCGCGACCAAGCGACCCAGCCUUGCAGUUCGCCGGCAAUCUUUGCUCACACCGUCCCAUCAGCACUUAAUCAGUGGGCUGUUGGAACCUACUCAAUUUUUCCAAGGGGAUUAUUACCCUGUUCGUACACCUGAGCCUGCGAACGAGAUGGUUCAACGCCGAGUCUGGGUCAAACGGCCAGGUGGCUCAGCCACCCUGGUCCCAUGCAUGGAAGACGCAGUUGUGGAUGAAUUGCGAGAUCAGGUUAUUAUGAAAUAUGUCAACUCUUUGGGAAGAAGCUUCGAUUCGCCAGAUAUCGUGAUUCGGAUUUUUACGCGAGAAGGUUCGAACAGACAGGCGCAUGCCGAACGCCUACUCAGCCCUGAAGAGGUCCUCUUCACUGUGCUCGAUUCAUAUUAUCCCGGAGGGCAAUCAAUAGAGGAGGCGCUGGUAAUCGAUGCUCCAUCACGUCGAACUCCGAAGCCCUCGCCCCGUCACACGGUUUAUCAUCACCAUCAACCGGGUGAGAAUGGCGACUAUUUCCCUCUGAUGCCGGCCCAGCCUAACCCCACGCCACCCGGCCACCCCUCGACAUCAGCACAGCCUAAUGCACCUUCUAUAUCAAUUCUUACUACGGGUGUCGUCCCCCCUCUGCCAUCACCAGGAAGUCGUGGAUCACGGCAUCACCGCCGGCCGCCACUCACCAGACACGCAACUAAUUCCCCGACAAUUCACGGUCAAGGGGUUACUGUAACGGAAGAAGCCGGCAUUUCUCCUCAUUCUCAGAUGCCCCCGCCUGCUCCAACGCAAAAUGUGCCUACGCCUCCUGCGCCCCAGCCUGACUCUCCCCAGAUGAAAACACAUACACCACCAGCACCACCGGUCGCGUCUCCGCGAGUUCUUCGCAAAUCGAAGGGCGCCGCAUCACCUGGUGCGGUCUUCGGUGGAUUGAUCGAUGGUACUGUACCGCCAAUUAACGUCUUGAUCGUGGAAGACAAUAUCAUCAACCAAAAGCUUUUGGAGGCGUUCAUGAAACGACUGAGUGUGCGCUGGAAGUGUGCGGCCAACGGCGAGGAGGCGGUGCGAAAGUGGCGGCAGGGAGGAUUCCACUUGGUGCUUAUGGAUAUCCAGUUGCCCGUGAUGAACGGCUUGGAUGCUACGAAGGAGAUCCGCCGUCUUGAACGUCUGAAUGGUAUCGGUGUCUUUCCGAAAAACGCAUCUGGUCGCUCCAGUGCUUCAAGUGCCGCGACUACCCCGAUGGAAGAUAGACGACCUAGUUUGCAUCGCUCUGUCAGCGUGGAAGAUACAUUGUCUGAUUUGUCAUUGUUCCGGAGUCCGGUGAUUAUUGUCGCAUUGACAGCUAGCAGUUUGCAGAGUGAUCGUCAUGAAGCUUUGGCUGCUGGCUGUAAUGAUUUCUUGACCAAGCCCGUUGGAUUCCCGUGGCUAGAACAGAAAGUAACGGAGUGGGGAUGCAUGCAAGCUCUCAUUGAUUUCGAAGGCUGGCGCAAAUGGCGUGGAUUCAUGGACUCUCCCCGGUCUUCCUCGCCCGGUUUUGACAGCGCCGCUAGCCCAAUGCAAGGUGGCAGCCGCCAUCAGUCGGUGUCACAUACACAAUCGGCGUCGCCGCUACUCACCCGCACCAAUGCCAAGCUGCCUCGCCAUGAAUUGCAAAGGCCUCAUCUGCCCGACGCGGGUGAAAUUCUGCGCGAGGAUUCCUGGGGUAGCGGCAGUGGUGCCGAUACUGCCGAUACAGGAGACUCGAUCAGCCCCUCGGUGGCUCCGCAACCUUCUACGAAUCCUGAGGUGACAGUGGAAUCUCCCGAAGAAGCUGCUCCAAGUGAGCAAUGA
This is a messenger RNA of Penicillium atrosanguineum, 2409 nucleotides long. RefSeq names its product response regulator. The coding region runs from base 1 to 2409 and encodes 802 amino acids. The transcript has 3 exons. Gene Ontology annotation, biological process: osmosensory signaling via phosphorelay pathway. The record is from RefSeq and is a predicted model, not a curated record. Gene Ontology annotation, molecular function: protein kinase activator activity; phosphorelay response regulator activity. Gene Ontology annotation, cellular component: Mcs4 RR-MAPKKK complex. NCBI's taxonomy places the organism in Eukaryota, Fungi, Ascomycota, Eurotiomycetes, Eurotiales, Aspergillaceae.